CACACGGUACAUUAGGAUUACCCUUUCUGUGGCUGCUGUAAAUGCCGCAGGAGGUUCUGCUCCUCCCGAGUUUCGCUGCAAGAGGGGUGAUGCGAGAAAAAGGCGGUGGAGACCAUGCCAUGAGGUGAAAGCCGUCGCUACUAAGCAAGCAGUGGCCGGCUGUGCUGCCGCUGCAGCUCUUCGGGCUGUCAGCAGCCCGCAGCUCCUUUGUCACCGUCCCUCGGCGGUGGCGGUGCGCCGACCCCGCGGCCGGGGAGCGCCGGGAGGCAGCCGGGCGGGCGGCAGGAGGGCUUAGGACCCAGGGGGACGGCAGCCGCCGAGUGGAAGGACCCAGGCUUUGGUGCACACGCCUCCUACCAAAAAAAAAAAAAAAAAUAUCAUACCCGUGGAGCUGGCGCUCGCUCAUUCACAGUUUUCUAGAGAGAUCUGAGCCUGAACCUGGGAGCCGGGAGAUUUUUCUCACCCACCCAGCUCAACAGCAAGGACACCUACAGGGGGACAAAAAUCCGACCGUCCCCCGCAGCCUCCGCGGCCCCAGGGCAGGCUGUCUGGCGCUGUGCAGGCAUAUGAUUUAUCGUAAGUGGCUGUGAAAAGACAUUAGGAGAGCAAAUAGUCCUCUGGGAACAAAGAGUCACAACACAGAAAAACAGCUGUUGAGAUUAACAAAGAGUCCAGUGUGCUAACAUGCAGCAACAAUAUUCAAGAUAGGAGAAAAAGGCCAGCAUCUUCAUUGGAAAAAACCCAACAAAGUAGAACAAAGAUGUAAACAUCUGAAAAACUGGCAGAUGUAUCAGAGCUGAACAUAACAUCAGAAGAGAAAGCGAAAUUGCCAUGUGUGGGAGGGGGUGAAAAUGGAGAAAGUGCUUCUGUUGUACCUUUGGGAAUCAGGAUAAAUCAGAAUCAUUUGAGAAAGCACAAUGACAAACUGGAUAGCUAUGGAGCAUUACAUUUAUUGCCAAGUAAGUGAUGGAAUAAACAACACUUUCCUUUGGAUGGAUCACACUACAUGUGAACUGCCUGUUACUCUUACUGUAAGAAUAAGAAAAGCCAUUUGCUUUCAUUUGUUAUAUAUCAGCUUGAUAGCAAAAAGCUUCUGAAUGGUUCCCACUCACAGCAGAUCAUCAAUUGAAUGGGAUCAGCACUUCACCUACUGAAAUAUCUGAAGUUAAGGAUCUGGAAAAGAGGUUUUUGCAGAGAUGACCCAUUUACAAGCUGGACUUAGUCCAGAGACUAUAGAGAAAGCCCGCCUGGAACUGAAUGAAAACCCAGACAUUUUGCAUCAGGAUAUCCAGCAAGUCAGGGACAUGAUCAUUACGAGGCCUGACAUUGGGUUUUUACGUACAGAUGAUGCCUUCAUCUUGAGAUUUCUCCGAGCCAGAAAGUUUCACCAAACUGAGGCCUUUAGACUGCUGGCUCAAUACUUCCAAUACCGCCAGUUAAAUCUGGAUAUGUUCAAAAACUUCAAAGCUGAUGAUCCAGGAAUCAAACGAGCUCUGACAGAUGGGUUCCCAGGAGUACUGGAAAAUCGUGACCACUGUGGCAGGAAGAUUCUUCUGCUUUUUGCAGCCAACUGGGAUCAGAGUAGGAACUCCUUCAUAGAUAUCCUUCGGGCUAUCCUACUGUCCUUGGAAGUGCUCAUUGAAGAUCAGGAGCUUCAGAUAAAUGGCUUCAUUCUAAUUAUAGAUUGGAGCAACUUCUCCUUCAAACAAGCCUCCAAGCUUACGCCAUCUAUCCUCAAACUGGCAAUUGAAGGGCUACAGGACAGCUUUCCUGCCCGUUUUGGAGGAGUCCAUUUUGUCAACCAGCCCUGGUACAUCCAUGCCCUGUACACAUUAAUCAAGCCGUUCCUCAAAGACAAGACAAGGAAAAGGAUCUUUCUUCAUGGUAACAACCUGAACAGCCUUCACCAGCUAAUACACCCUGAAUGCCUGCCUUCUGAAUUUGGGGGCACUCUUCCUCCAUAUGACAUGGGGACAUGGGCUCGAACGUUACUCGGUCCUGACUACAGUGACGAAAAUGAGUACACCCACACCUCCUACAAUGCCAUGCACGUGAAGCACGCAUCCUCCAACCUAGAGAGGGAGGCCUCGCCCAAACCCAUGAAAAGGUCCCAGUCUGUGGUGGAAGCCGGCACGCUAAAACAUGAAGACCAGGGAGAAAGUGAGAAUACCCAACCACUGCUGGCUCUGGACUGAGCUCCCACGUGCCCAACAUGCACAUAUACAUUAACAGACUUCCACCAUACCAGGAACCCACAAAGCACACAACACACACACUCAUGCCCGUGUUUUGCUUGAGAACAAGUCCUUCAUGAUUCUUGACAAGUAACAACUGUCACCAGCCAUCUGUCCGUGCGGCCGACGCUGAAAAGAACCUGAGAAGUUUCUAUUGACACAGGAGUCUGCCCAUAGAAAAAGAACUUUUUUUUUUCCUUUUAUUUAUGACAUUAAAUUAUUGGAAAUUAUGGGACUGCAUUCUCUGUUUGAAGAAACCAGGGUGUGUCAGUAGCUUUCCUGAGGACUCCAUCAGGGAUGCUCAGUUUUACAGAAGCAAAAGUUAAGUGUGUUUUAAAGAAAAACAUCUCAAACUUAAACUUUGCACUGUAAUCAUCAGUUCAAUCUCGCACUGAGGGCAGAAACAGCAGCAUCUAAGAGUGCUCAAGUUUUACAGGAAGAUUUUGCAUUAAGAAAAUAAAAUAAAUCAGUGCCAGCAUAAUGCCAUUCAACACGACACUUUGUGACCACCUCAUCCAUGCUGCUUACAUGGGGUCACAUUUCAGCAUCUAGCAAAAAUUACUCUUAACUUUUGAAGCCCGUAUAAAACUGUCAGCUGAGUGGAAUGAGCUGUGUGGGCAGCAGACGCACACAAUCUGAAAUGCAGUUAUUUAAUUUAACGAUGUGUUUUUCCACAGGCAACUCGGGAGCCUAUUAGAGAAGUGUGUGUGCGUGUGUGUGCGUAUGCGAAGGGGGCUGCUAGGGAGACCCAUUGGACAUAUUCACCAGUGAUUAAUGGUUCAAUCCAGAUUGUUUCAUUUAGGUCACAACAGCAAAUACAGGCUCGGCAGAGCCAUUUACCCCCUUCCCUCAUGCAGUGUAGUGAAAGGUGUAGCCAGAAGGGUAUGCUGAUUGCAGACGCGGGCCAUGAUUAAAAUGAAAAAGGAAAACUUUGAAUUUAUUAUUCAGUACAAGCUUCUGCUAGAAGGAAAUGUGGAAGAAUAGAAGAACUGAAAUGCCAAAGAUCAGUUUGUUAUUUCUCUGUUUGCUCUAGCUGCAAAGAGAGUCCCAUCCCUUCAUUGAAAUGGAAACUGGAUUAAACAAAUAAAAGAAAAAUCGUUAUAAAA
Molecule: messenger RNA, 3340 nt
Organism: Strigops habroptila (Kakapo)
Lineage: Eukaryota; Metazoa; Chordata; Aves; Psittaciformes; Psittacidae
Gene: CLVS1
Product: clavesin 1
Exons: 7
Coding region: 1197-2195 (332 amino acids)
Cellular component (GO): membrane
Molecular function (GO): phosphatidylinositol bisphosphate binding
Source: RefSeq, a predicted model, not a curated record